Molecule: messenger RNA, 652 nt
Organism: Myotis davidii
Lineage: Eukaryota; Metazoa; Chordata; Mammalia; Chiroptera; Vespertilionidae
Gene: ASGR1
Product: asialoglycoprotein receptor 1
Exons: 5
Source: RefSeq, a predicted model, not a curated record
CCGCCCCGGUUCCAAAUCCACUUCCACCUCUGUUUAAGUCCAAAGUCCCUGGCACUGGAGAUGCCAGGUUCGGCACACUAGGGACACAGACAAGCAGCCACGCGUAAGCACAGGGCUCAGGGCCCUUGUAUGGACCCUCUCCCACCGUCCGGGGCUGCCUGCACACCCCUGUUCUCCAGGCUUCAGCUUCCUUCUUAGCCUGGGAUCUGCACAGCACUGAGGGAUCCAGGAGUCACCCUCGAGACCACCAGCAAGUAAAAGGGGAAGAGAGCCUUGACGUCGUCCGGGGUCCAGCCAGCCCUACCAUGACCAAGGAGUAUCAGGACCUUCAGCACCUGGACAACGAGGAGAAUGACCAUCAGCUCAGACGAGGGCCGCCUCCGCCCCGACCACUCUUCCAGCGGCUCUGCUCCGGCCCGCGCCUCCUCCUGCUCUCCCUGGGCCUCAGCCUCCUGCUGCUGGUGGUUGUCUGUGUGAUCGGAUCCCAGAGGGACACUGAGCAAGUUUCUCCCCCAGGAGGAGGCGUGGGCAGGAAGAUGAAGUCCUUGGAGUCCCAACUGGAGAAACAGCAGCAGGAGCUGAGUCAAGAUCACUCCAGCUUGCUGUUCCACGUGAAGACCUUUGUGUCUGACAUACGAAGCCUGAGCUGUCA